This is a messenger RNA of Entamoeba dispar SAW760, 627 nucleotides long. RefSeq lists its product as uncharacterized. Lineage: Eukaryota; Evosea; Mastigamoebida; Endamoebidae. The transcript has a single exon. Gene Ontology annotation, molecular function: GTPase activity; GTP binding. The record is from RefSeq and is a predicted model, not a curated record. Bases 1 to 627 code for a protein of 208 amino acids.
AUGUCAAGAGGUAAUUACGAUCAUCUUUUCAAGAUUUUAAUCAUUGGGGAAUCUGGUGUAGGAAAAACUGCUAUUAUGCAAAGAUUCUGUGAGAAUACAUUUGAGCCAGUAUAUAUUUCAACUGUUGGAGUUGACUUUAAACCAAAAGUAAUUAAAGUAGGAAAUAAAACUGUCAAAAUGCAGUUAUGGGAUACUGCUGGACAAGAUAGAUUUAGAAAUAUUACAGCAAGUUAUUAUAGAGGUACUCAAGGAGUAUUGAUUGUUUAUGACGUUACUGAUCGUGCUUCUUUUGAUAAAGUAUCAUCAUGGUUCACUGAAGUUCGUGAUCGUACUGAAAAUGAUCCACCAGUUAUUAUUUUAGUAGGAAAUAAGACUGAUCUUAUGGAUCAUGCAGCUGUUAAGCAAGAAGCUGUUGAACAAUUAGCCAGACAAUUAGGUGGUGUUCAAACCUUCACUUGCUCUGCUAAAGAUGGAUCUGGGAUUGAUGAAGUUUUCAAUGCACUUACUCAAGCUAUUAUUUCUAAAGUUGGUUGUGCUCCUGGAAAGAAGGAAGAUCCUAGUGUUGUUCAAUUAGGUGGUAAAAGUGGCUCACAACCAGCACAAAAGAGUGAAGGUGGUUGUUGUUAA